Pieris brassicae (large cabbage white) is the source of this 548-nucleotide messenger RNA. Its product is annotated as allergen Tha p 1-like. The transcript is spliced from 3 exons. The record is from RefSeq and is a predicted model, not a curated record. Lineage: Eukaryota; Metazoa; Arthropoda; Insecta; Lepidoptera; Pieridae. Bases 150 to 518 code for a protein of 122 amino acids.
ACAUUGAUAAAACCAUGGAAUUAUAAUAUAUAUUUCAUUUCAUGGUGAGAAUUAUAAAAAAUUGAUUUUCGAGUAUAAAAUGAGGGGGUUUCUGAGAUAAUCUAUCACUUGUCGACUUCUAUCUUCGUGACUUGGUUAAAGCAUUCAAGAUGAAAAUCAUUCUGCUGUUAACGGUUGUGGGCGCUGCAUUAUCUCAAGCGAUAGAUUACUAUACGAUAGCAGAUAAUAAUCUGGAUAUGGAGGCGGUGGUAAACGAUCCAGAAAAGCUCAAAGCCAUGACUGACUGCUUCUUGGAUAGAGGCGACUGUGAUCCUGUAGCUCUGAGUAUCAAAUUUAUCGUUGCUGAAUCCAUCGCUCGCGCUUGCGACCGUUGUACCGACAUCCAGAAGCAUUUGGGACGCGUCUACGUGAGCGGUCUCUUCUGGAAACGACCACUGGACUACAGAAACUUUGCGAGGUUAUAUGACCCUGAAGGAAACUACUUGGAAAAUUUCAUGAAGGCUGUUGCGGAUUAUUGAUUAAUGACAAUAAAUUACUAUUGAUGUGCA